Molecule: messenger RNA, 903 nt
Organism: Owenia fusiformis
Lineage: Eukaryota; Metazoa; Annelida; Polychaeta; Sabellida; Oweniidae
Source: the annotation of a GenBank genome assembly
GAAACAAUAACCUCUCUUAGGGCUUCCUUAGAGAAAAGCAACAACAUAUGCAAACAGCAAAAACUACAAAUAGAAAAGCUGAAAAAGGAAAUUAUAUCAACUACCAAGAAAAAUGAUAAACUCAAUAGUAAGCUCCAGUCCAAGAUGAAAACUGCUGAAAGCGCUACACAAUGGCAAACUGAUGACUUGCAGAAAGAUAAUUCAAAACAGAUACAAGAGGAAAAUAAAGAUGAACAAUCUGUACAACCAACACCAAGACAAACACCAAAAAUGCUAUACAUUGCAGCCAGUAAUGGCUAUGGUAUAUCAGCAGCAAUAAACAGUCAAUCAAACCAAAAAAUCGUUGCCACUGGGAAUGUUCAUGGAGGAGCAACCAUAGAAUUUAUCAACUCCACUAUUCCUGAAACUGUUUGCCGAAUGAAACCUGACACUGUGGUUGUACAAUGUGGAACCAACAAUAUCACCGUCGAAAAUACAACUACAACAAUAUCUAAAAUGAAGUCUCUAAUCACUACCCUCAAAACAACUAGUAACACAAACAAGACCAAAACAGCUGUCGUAGAAAUACCUUAUCGGAGAGAUAAACCAGCCUCGCACAAGCUCAACACCAAGAUUGACGCCAUAAACUCAGCUACCCAAUCAGAAUGUAAGAAGCAAGACAUACACUUCAUUAGAAUCAAUACAACUGACUAUAACAAGAGCAUCCUAGGGAGACAAGGGCUACACUUCAAUGUUAAGGGACGACAGCAUGUAGCAAGGAAUGUACUCAAAACUCUGUACCCUAACGAUGUAACCCGAAAUUUCAAUGACACUAACAUACCAAAGCAUUGCUCCAAUAACAGUAAUACAAAUCAAAUGGAUUCUUUGGACCCUAUCUGGAUCAACAGAAAUGUAGUGCAAUAA